AUGUGUGACGGCAACCAGCAUGAGACAGGGCGAGUCACUCUGACUCCUGCUGAACACAACACACCAAACAUCACACCUCACCCCUCCCCUCACACCGCACCACACCCCUCCCCGCACCACACCACACCCCUCCCCGCACCGCACCACACCACACCCCUCCCCGCACCACACCUCACCCCUCCCCUCACACCACACCCCCCUCCCCGCACCACACCUCACCCCUCCCCCGCACCACACCUCACCCUCCCCGCACCACACCUCACCCCCCCGCACCACACCACACCCUCCCCGCACCACACCUCACCCCUCCCCCGCACCACACUCACCCUCCCCGCACCACACCUCACCCCUCCCCUCACACCACACCUCACCCCUCCCCGCACCACACCUCACCCCUCCCCGCACCACACCUCACCCCUCCCCGCACCACACCUCACCCCUCACACCACACCACACCCCUCCCCGCACCACACCUCACCCCUCCCCGCACCACACCUCACCCCUCCCCGCACCACACCUCACCCCUCCCCUCACACCACACCUCACCCUCCCCGCACCACACCACACCCCCUCCCCGCACCACACCUCACCCCUCCCCUCACCCUCCCCGCACCACACCUCACCCCUCCCCACACCACACCACACCCCUCCCCGCACCACACCUCACCCCUCCCCUCACACCACACCUCACCCCUCCCCGCACCACACCUCACCCCUCCCCGCACCACACCACACCCCUCCCCGCACCACACCUCACCCAAACCCACACACAUCAACACACCGCCUUAUUACAAUAACGACACACUGACUGACUGCCAUAUGCUGAAGGAUCCUUCCAUCGCUCCAAACAAACUCUUUCAAAAGGGACACAGCGCCGUUCGGGUGAUGAAGAGAGACUUGUAA
Oncorhynchus nerka (sockeye salmon) is the source of this 903-nucleotide messenger RNA. RefSeq lists its product as uncharacterized. The record is from RefSeq and is a predicted model, not a curated record. The transcript is spliced from 3 exons. Lineage: Eukaryota; Metazoa; Chordata; Actinopteri; Salmoniformes; Salmonidae. The coding region runs from base 1 to 903 and encodes 300 amino acids.